Alternaria atra is the source of this 1179-nucleotide messenger RNA. RefSeq lists its product as uncharacterized. Gene Ontology annotation, biological process: fatty acid metabolic process; lipid biosynthetic process. The record is from RefSeq and is a predicted model, not a curated record. The transcript has 3 exons. Gene Ontology annotation, cellular component: endoplasmic reticulum; membrane. NCBI's taxonomy places the organism in Eukaryota, Fungi, Ascomycota, Dothideomycetes, Pleosporales, Pleosporaceae. Bases 1 to 1179 code for a protein of 392 amino acids. Gene Ontology annotation, molecular function: heme binding; fatty acid 2-hydroxylase activity; iron ion binding.
AUGCCCGGUCGCACCCUUCCGACGAUUCCGACCGCCGAGGUGCGCAAGCACAACAAUGAGAAGUCCUGCUACGUUACCAUUGGUACCAAGGUUUACGAUGUCACCGACUUCCUUGAAGGCCAUCCCGGUGGCCCCGAGUUCAUCCUCGAGUACGCGGGCAAGGACGUAGAGGCAAUCCUAAAGGACGAGAUCUCGCACACACAUUCCGACUCGGCCUACGAGAUCCUUGAAGAGAGCCUUGUGGGCUUCAUGGCUACUGAGCCCGUUCUGAAUGGCGCAGUGAAGAGCUCGAACCCUGCAGAUAUCGUGCCUCUGCCACCUACAGAGGUGGGCACACUAGAGCUCAAGGGCAUGUCACAAGACGGCAAGCCGCUGUACGCCGCAACCGGCAUGUCGUCUGCGGAAGAUUUGUCCAAAGAAACCGACCCGACUCUGGACUACAGGCAGCACAAGUUCCUGGAUCUCAACAAGCCGCUUUUGAUGCAGGUCUUCUUCGGUGGAUUCAGCAAAGACUUUUACCUGGAGCAAGUGCACCGGCCGCGCCACUACAAGGGAGGUGACUCUGCGCCAUUGUUUGGUAACUUCUUGGAGCCGCUUAGCAAGACACCAUGGUGGAUUGUACCAACGCUGUGGUGGCCUUGUGUUGCGGUUGGGACAGCGGUAGCGUUCGGUGGAUUAUCGUCUGCCAUGGAACUGGCUGGAUACUGGGCUUUCGGACUGGGUUUCUGGACUAUCAUUGAAUACGUCCUACACAGGUGUUUGUUCCAUUUGGAUGAUCACCUUCCUGAUAACCGCGUCGCCAUUACCCUCCACUUUCUUCUUCACGGGAUUCACCAUUACCUUCCCAUGGACAAGUACAGGCUCGUCAUGCCACCUACACUCUUCGUUGUCCUUGCAGCACCUUUCUGGAAAUUCGCACAUGCUGUCAUCUUUUGGAACUGGUAUGCCGCUUUGGCUGCCUACUGUGGUGGUAUCUUCGGAUACACCUGCUACGAUAUGACACACUACUUCCUUCACCACCAGAAGCUUCCUCCUUACUACCAGCAACUGAAGAAGUACCACCUUGCGCAUCACUUCGCAGACUACCAGAACGGUUUCGGUGUCACUAGCCGUUUCUGGGACCGCAUCUUCGGUACCGAGCUUGAGAUGGGACCUUCCAAGGUCAUCAAGUCCACCUAA